AUGGCGGAUGAAUUCACCUUGGAUGGGUUUCGAUCGCCUGUCACAGUGAACUUGGCCAGGAAGAUUACGAAAGAGAAACUGUUGCAGUUCCCUGCAUUCCGAACCUGGAAAGAUACACUCCAAAAGAACUUGGACCUUCAAUACACCGACAAGAAUCACGCAUUUUACGAUGACCCAUUCGAUCUCAAAAGCAUUGAGAUACAAUCAGUCGAUUACUUCAGUCCAACGAAGCUCGGAUUUGUGAAACUGAUAGCCGAGAUACGGAACCAAAGCAAUGACAAAAAGCUUCCUGGGAUCGCUUUCCUCCGUGGGGGAAGCGUCGCUGUGUUGAUGGUACUCCGGCCUGUGGAUUCGAGAGACGAACGAUGGGUGGUUAUGACUGAGCAGCCACGAGUCCCGGCAGGUAGUCUCCAGUUCGUCGAGAUUCCGGCCGGUAUGCUCGACGACGCGGGAGAUUUUGGUGGGCAAGCUGCGAAGGAGAUCGAGGAAGAAACUGGUUUUAAGCUUCCAAAAUCCGAACUCAUCGAUCUCACUAAGCUAGCACUGAGCCAGUCGACAUCGGAGGGAGAAUGUCUACAGGAUGCCAUGUAUCCCAGUCCCGGAGGAUCGGAUGAGUUCAUCCCGAUCUUUCUAUGGGAGAAGGAGCUGAAUCGCCAGGAGAUCAUGGACCUCCGAGGAAAGUUAACAGGGAGCAGAAAACAAGGGGAGAUGAUUAGACUGCGAGUUUGUGACUAUGAGGAGUUGUGGAAGCUAUGUCCACGAGAUGCAAAGACCUUGGCGGCCUGGGCGCUAUACGAGGGUCUUAAUAGAGAGGGCAAAAUCGAAGAGGAACUGCGGAAACGCAGAGGAGUACAGAACAAUUAG
This is a messenger RNA of Alternaria atra, 864 nucleotides long. RefSeq lists its product as uncharacterized. The record is from RefSeq and is a predicted model, not a curated record. Gene Ontology annotation, biological process: ribose phosphate metabolic process; nucleoside phosphate metabolic process. NCBI's taxonomy places the organism in Eukaryota, Fungi, Ascomycota, Dothideomycetes, Pleosporales, Pleosporaceae. The transcript is spliced from 2 exons. Gene Ontology annotation, molecular function: ADP-glucose pyrophosphatase activity; ADP-ribose pyrophosphatase activity. Bases 1 to 864 code for a protein of 287 amino acids.